UGCCCGGAAGCGUUUCCUUACGCAACGGUCAGCUCCAAAACCCAUCCCCCAGGGGUUCAGGACUGACUAGUUCCUGAGGCAAUCUUGACCACCGCAAAGCAGAUGAGGAGCAGAGCCUGAUGCAAUGUGAUGGCCAUCCGCCUAGAAGCCCGAGGAUUCAGAGAAGCAGGGGAAAUUGACCCAGACAGACGUCGGGACUAUGGCAGACUUUUCUAAGGAGACCUUCGAGUCCUUUACUGAUGAGGCACAGAGUUCCAGUUCAUUCAGUUCCUCUGGAGGACUGCAGCCCUGGUCCUGUGCCUCUGGGAGUAAAUACGAGAGUGGAACGCCGACUCCACGCUUGCAAUAUGGAGACAACCAAUCUGAGUUUUCACACUUCAAAAAUAAUGAAAAGAAGUUGAGCAGAAAAUGGAUCAACAACCUCAAGGGCAAGGAAAUGAACUCUGGACAGUACCAACCAGACACUAAACUUGAAACAGAAAUCACUCAGGCAUCCCUUGAAGAAUUGAAUGCCCUGCAGUCUUUCUGCACCGUUAAGAUAAACCUGAUCCAUCAUAGUGCGACCUCUAAAGGGAAAAAUAGCAGCGGACAUAAAAAGCUGCAGCUUGGAUCGGAUGCAGAGGCUCCAGAGGUAGAUGCCUUAAACUGUACUGUCCCCGAUGAGCUUCUGAACAGAAUCUAUUUUAAAAACAUGAGGACAACACCCAACGAGGUGGUAACAGCUAAGCAACACAUUUCUUCUCGGUGUCCCAACUGUAACAGGAAAAGAGCAGAACUGGCCCAAUCUGCCUUCCUGAAACAGAAGAAGACUUUACUGGAGUCACUUCUACUCCAAGAGAAAAUAGAUGAAGAUCUUCAUAUGAAAGACUUUCUUACCCUUAUUGGAGAAAUACAUCAGAGCCUUCCCAGGCUUUCCGAUGACCCCAGAAUAAUCUGGGAAAGACUGAAGGAGAAAAGUCAAAUUGGUUACUCUGGUUUUGAAAGGAGCAGAGCAUUUGGCCUGACCGUUAGCACGACCGUUAUCGCGAGACCCUGAGCCAACAGUCAGCUCGCAGUAGUGCUCGCGGCAGAGAGUGUGGUGAGAGGUGAGAGGCGGUUGCAGGGCCUGGGACAGGCUGAGGGCCGGGUCCUGCAGAGCCCCAGAGCCCUCACCGCAGCCGCCCGCUAGCCAGGCCCAGACCUUGAAGCAGCGAAGCAGCAGCGAACCCCUCCCCCAUCCCAACGUCUGCAACCUAAUGGCGGCGGGCGGUCUUCAUGGGUCGCAGUCCGUGGAGGCCUCAGCAACUGGAGUAUAUGGACACUGCCGUUGAGGUAACAGCUUCAACCUGCUUCAGUCUCUCCAUUCAAGUUUCAAAAGUUGGUGCAGCUUAGAUCAGUUGUCUCCUCCUAGGAGGUGGCCAGAGGCCAGGGUUAAGUUGCACGGACUUUGCAGGUCAUUAGUUCAGGUCCACCUCUGUGGUUGGGCUCUUCUCAAAGAAGGGCAAUUGCUGUGAGCUGGGGAUUCCCCUGAUGGGCAUUUGCUACAACACGUAUUCCUGUAGAUCGUAUACAAAGGAUUCUCUCCAGGUUAAAUGAAAAGCCUGAGGGCCGGCUUGGGUCCGGGCCGGCUGGGUCCUGGCCGCCUGGCUCCCUCAUUGAUGAUGGCUGGGCAGAGUCUGGGGACCUGGCCCUGAGGGCGCUGCCAGCUGAGAUCUGCCCCCUCACCCAGGCCUGGGCGCUGGCGGGAGGACUCAGACUGGGUGCUGGAUGAAAGCUCCUGGGCAGGGUAACUGGCCCGCGCAGGGACCCCCUCCUGUAAGCCAGGGCCUGGACCUCGGAGGGUGAAAGUUGAGCCUUGGGACCUUGCCCUUUCUUGUCAGAACAGAGAAUAACAUUUGUUUCGAUGGAGGUUUAUAAGAACACAGUGACCUGGCCUCAAGAACAAAGGAUCUAACACCAAGAAGUUUGUAACAACUAACCAUGCCCCUCCCUAUAAAAGGGCUAUAAAAGGGCUUUGCUGAAAGCUUUCCAGGUGUCCAGGGUUUUUAAGGCACGAGCCACCAGUCUCCUUGCAUGGCCCUGCAAUAAACCUUUCUCGGCUCCAAACUCCGACGUUUUGGUAUUGUUUGGCCGCAGUGUGUGCUGGGCACUCGGACUUGCGUUCGAUAGUAUUUCUACAGGUACUCUGGAAACUUAAGAGUUUACUGUGCUUCCUUCACAGAUUUGAGGACUAAAGACUUUCCACCCAGUAUUUUUUCAGAUUCUAGAGGGCAACAUUUUAUAGUUGGAAUAGUUACAAAGUUUUUAUAACAAUGCAGGAGACAGAUGCUGGCAAUUUGGACUAGGGUUUUGACAGUACAGAUAGAAAUAGAGAUCUAAGAAGUACUUAGGAGGUAAUAAUUGACAUUCUUUGGUGAAGAAAUGGAUAUGGAGGGUUAAUAAAAGGUAAAUGUUAAGAAUGGGCUUCCCUGGUGGCGCAGUGGUUGAGAGUCCGCCUGCCGAUGCAGGGGACACGGGUUCGUGCCCUGGUCCAGGAAGAUCCCACAUGUCUCAGAGCGG
Aethalodelphis obliquidens (Pacific white-sided dolphin) is the source of this 2538-nucleotide messenger RNA. It is a transcript of the gene CUNH8orf48, whose product is annotated as chromosome unknown C8orf48 homolog. The transcript has 2 exons. Lineage: Eukaryota; Metazoa; Chordata; Mammalia; Artiodactyla; Delphinidae. Bases 200 to 1036 code for a protein of 278 amino acids. The record is from RefSeq and is a predicted model, not a curated record.